AUGAAUAAAGGUUACAUUAAGAUCGUUCUUUUUGUUUUAAGUUUGUUUGUAUUUGCCAGCAAUACAACCUUUGCAGAUAAUAAUGCUAUAGAAAAAAUUAAUCCAAACAAUACCCCCACAAAUAACACUACUCCGGAUAAUACAACCCCAAAUAGCGAAGCUCCAGACAAUUCUGCCCCCAAAAAAAAAUCUUCGAAAAAAAAAUCUUCAAAAAAAAAGUCUUCAAAAAAAAAGUCUUCAAAAAAAAAAAAUCCCCAAAAAAAUAAUCCCCCAAAAAAAAAUCCCCAAAAAAUGAAACCUAGCGAUAUUAAUUUUGGGGAAAUAUUUAAUGGAAUAUACAAACAUUUUUAUGAGUUAUAUACAGGUAUAAUAUAA
Plasmodium vinckei vinckei is the source of this 375-nucleotide messenger RNA. RefSeq names its product conserved rodent malaria protein, unknown function. The transcript has a single exon. Bases 1 to 375 code for a protein of 124 amino acids. The record is from RefSeq and is a predicted model, not a curated record. NCBI's taxonomy places the organism in Eukaryota, Apicomplexa, Aconoidasida, Haemosporida, Plasmodiidae.